AUGACCAGUGACCAGACCAAGAUCCUAGCCCUAGUAGAUACCGGGGCUGAAGUCAAUAUCAUUGGAAAGGGUCUCAGACCCCACCCAGUAGAAGGUAAACCGUUAAGGUUGACGUUCGCCGACGGCAACCACGAAGAAUGUAUGAAAUGGGGAGAGGUCGAAGUGAAAUUGGAAGGGGCACAAAAGCAGGACGUGACAGGGGUUGUCUUACGGGACACCGGCCGACUAAUACUGGGCAUGCCCUACUUGGAGGAGCACAAAAGCGUAGUCGACAUCGUUAGUAAUAAAAUAAAAGUCGACGGAAAGUGGCACGAACUGGUAAGGGCCCAAGGGGCCGUAAACACAAUACAGGCGGAGACGGACCCAGACCCAGUCCUAACGAAGGCAGUGGAGGGUAGCGCCACUGACGGUGUAGGCCGCGAGAAAUUGAAGCAGAUUCUAUGGACGUUCAGGGAGUUGUGGCUCGGUGACGAACUAGGACGCACGACCAUCGUAGAGCACGGGAUAGAGGUCACCGAUCCCAAGCCCAUCGCAUGCCGGGGAAGGCGGUAUAACGACCAGCAGAAGGCGGUCAUUCAACAAGAAGUGGCCGAUAUGUUAAGUAAAGGAGAGUCGUCCUAG
Messenger RNA from Gregarina niphandrodes, 621 nucleotides. RefSeq lists its product as hypothetical. The record is from RefSeq and is a predicted model, not a curated record. Bases 1 to 621 code for a protein of 206 amino acids. Lineage: Eukaryota; Apicomplexa; Conoidasida; Eugregarinorida; Gregarinidae. The transcript is spliced from 2 exons.